AUGGCUUCGAUAGAAUACACGUCGCCGGAAGAGUUCGAGUCAGGCUACAAGACUCUCCAAAGCACGUUUGCGAGCAAUCGAACCAAAUCGAUCAAAUGGCGCAAGUGGCAACUUAAGCAGCUGUGGUGGCUGCUCGAGCAGAACCUCGACAAGAUUGUCGAUGCGCUCCACACGGAGCUCAAUCGUCAUGCAUUCGAGACUCUCACCAUGGAGGUGCGCGGCAUCAAGGGUGACAUUGUCGACAUGCUGGAACACAUCGACGAAUGGUCCCAAGGCGAAAAGCCGGACGCAGGCUUCGUAUUCGGCACGCUGGGAAAGGCGUGGCUGAGGAAAGAGCCGCUUGGGGUGACUCUGAUCAUAGCUGCCUGGAACUUCCCACUCUAUACGCUGUUGUCACCAAUGGUGGCCGCCAUCGCUGCUGUCCCCGGGUGGGACGUCCCAAAGGGGUCUCUGCUCACAAGGGCAGGUAACUGUAUCUUCUUGAAGCCGUCCGAACUCGCUCCGGCCACUCAGGCGCUGCUGGUCGACCUGGUGCCCAAGUACCUGGAUCAAUCGGCCAUACGGCUGGUGACCGGAGGGCCGGCAGAGGUUGGCCGCAUGCUCGAGUUCAAAUUCAACCACAUCUUCUACACCGGAGGCGGGAAGGUUGGUCGCAUCAUUGCAACGGCCGCGGCAAAGCACUUGACGCCUGUCGUCCUCGAGCUGGGUGGUCAAGCCCCUGUCAUUGUGACAAAGUCCGCGGAUAUUGAAUUAGCCGCCAAGCGGAUUGCGCACGCGAAGCUCACCAACAGUGGCCAGGUCUGUCUGAAUGGAAACCACAUCUUCGCGGACGCGGCCGUCCACGACCGGCUGCUCGAGAGGCUUCAGUUUUGGUUCGACAAAUUCCUCGAGACGGGCAACGAGCAAUUCGCUACGAUCAUCAACGAGCGUCACUUCGACCGGAUCGCGGGGCUGCUCAAGUCCAGUGCCGGGGUGGUGGUCUAUGGCGGAGACCUAGACCGUGAGCGGAAGUACAUCAAGCCCACGAUUGUGCGCGACGUCAUGACGGACGACUCGCUCAUGUCUGAAGAGCUCUUCGCCCCGAUUGCGCCGGUCAUCGUGGCCGACGUGGACCGCGCCAUCCGCAUCAUCAGAUCCAUGCCCCCUCCGCUAGGCCUGUACAUCUUCUCCAAGGACCAGGCCGAGAUUGACCACAUUCUGGACCACACCAGCUCCGGCGGAGUCACCAUCAACGAUCUCAUGAUCCACGCCGGGGUGCCUCAUGCGCCUUUUGGGGGUGUUGGCGAAAGCGGCUACGGCAGCUACCAUGGGAAGUACGGCUUCGAUGCCUUUUCGCAUACCAGGACCGUUGUCGCUCCGCCGACGUGGCUUGAAGUGGUCAUGAGUUUCCGCUACGCGCCGUUUGACAUGAAAAAGGCAAAGUUCGCAGAAAUCAAGAGCAGUCUCGUAGGUAAGCCUGGCGAAACAAUGGAAGAGCAGAAGGUAGGCAAGAAAGUGGCCGUGAGCACGAUUCUAAGAAAUGCGGUUCUGGCUGUGGCGGUUCUUGCUGCCGCUGACAGUGCAACCGGCGGGAAGUUGUUUUUUGUCCAUACGAUGCGCGAUGUUGUCGGAAAGGUCUGGCGGCAGAAGUGA
This is a messenger RNA of Cladophialophora carrionii CBS 160.54, 1632 nucleotides long. RefSeq lists its product as uncharacterized. The coding region runs from base 1 to 1632 and encodes 543 amino acids. Gene Ontology annotation, molecular function: aldehyde dehydrogenase (NAD+) activity. Lineage: Eukaryota; Fungi; Ascomycota; Eurotiomycetes; Chaetothyriales; Herpotrichiellaceae. Gene Ontology annotation, biological process: aldehyde metabolic process. The record is from RefSeq and is a predicted model, not a curated record. The transcript has 3 exons. Gene Ontology annotation, cellular component: cytoplasm.